AAUUAAUAAUAAUAGCAAUAUAUUUCCAACAUUCCUCGGGUUUGUUCGGAAAUACUCUGAAACAACUACGCGAAAAGGCCACCAGCAUUUACAAAACCAAAAAGAAAGGCGUCAAUUUGGAUUUCAUGGGCAACGCGUUGUCCGAUUAUCCGGGAACGAAUCCAAAAUAUAUCAAAAUCAACGAAGAUCUCUGGGAAGAAUAUUACAGCUGCCUCAAGCACCAAGAAGAGAAUUUGGGCUCGUAUUUAUCCAUGAUCCCUCAAGCCAUUCUGGGAUUCGAAGGCUCCAGCAUAAAGCUCGAAUGCAGGAUAUGCAUUAGCCCUUUGGAAAAGGAAAACAAGGAGUUGAUACAGUGGGAGUGGGCCCCAAUAGAAGGAAAGCAUUUGGAACCGGUCGAUUACAACGAAAACAUAGUUAUUUCUCCCAAAGACAAAACGCUGCACUUGUACAAUUUAGAAACCAGCCAUUCCGGGCAGUAUAUGUGCCUUUUAGGAGAGUCCUCAACGACACCGUAUUUUCUAACGAUUGUCGCCUUAAACGAAAGCGAAUUCGUUCAAGUACACAGCCGGACAAAUCCGACGGGACCUUAUCCAAAAGAUUUCGAAAAUAUCGAUCAAUACGGCUUGAUUUUGGACACUGAGUGGAGCGAAUGGUCG
Molecule: messenger RNA, 656 nt
Organism: Phyllotreta striolata
Lineage: Eukaryota; Metazoa; Arthropoda; Insecta; Coleoptera; Chrysomelidae
Source: the annotation of a GenBank genome assembly